Gastrolobium bilobum is the source of this 741-nucleotide messenger RNA. RefSeq lists its product as uncharacterized. NCBI's taxonomy places the organism in Eukaryota, Viridiplantae, Streptophyta, Magnoliopsida, Fabales, Fabaceae. The transcript has a single exon. The record is from RefSeq and is a predicted model, not a curated record. Bases 1 to 741 code for a protein of 246 amino acids.
AUGGUGGCAAAAGAAUCUUACUCAGACCAAGAAGCAGGAAAUGAAGAGAACACUCUGCUUCAAGAUCCAUAUGAAGAAGAAGAAACUCUAUCCCUCAGUGACCUUCCAAUUCAUAGUGAUUCAAAUUCAGGUCAAAGGGGUGAUUUCUCCAAAGAAGAUGGAAAAAACUCAGCAGGAUCCUAUAACAAAGAGGAUAACGGUGAUGAUGAUGACUUCUUUGAAUUCUUCAGUGAAGAAUUCACCACCUCAAGUACUCAUGCAACUGCAGAGAAUAUAAUCUUUUGCGGCAAACUCAUUCCCUUCAAAGAUCAUCCACAUGUCCACAAUAGAGGGAAGAGCCUUAGCGAUAUUCAAGAGGCUGUGACAAUAUCUACUCAUGAUGGUGGUGGUAGCUUCAAGAAGGGACAAGAAGCAAAGGGUUCAAAGAGUUUUGCUUGUGAUUACACAUCAAUAGGGAAGGUCUCGCUAAUGAGGUCAACCACAAAGUCUAGGUGGUUUUUGUUUAUGUUUGGGAUGUCAAAGUUGUCCACCACUGAGAUGGAACUUAGAGACAUUAGAAACAGACAAAGCAGGAGGGUUCCCGCGACGAUGUUUCCGGCACCGGAGCAAGGGGAAGAGGUGAAGAUCAAAGCGAGGAGAAGCUGCAAAGGGAUGUGCAAGAUGUUGAGGUCAAUAUCAUGGGGUUUAGGCUGCAGCAGUAGCAAGCUUGCAAACGACGUAGUAAAGGCUGCUUUUGUGUGA